ACAUUCGCAGCGGGCAUCACUGAGGCUCUGGCUUCCACGAAAUCCCGGAAGGGAGGGCCUCUAACAUGCCGCUGGCGGACCUUGGAUCGCUGUUUCUGAAUCACGUCGUCUUCUUAACCCACCUAGUGUACAUCUGCAUCUUCUUCACGAAUGCCGAGCCUAGCCUUUUACUUCCCCUUUAUCUUCUCUCGAAACUCUUUGCCAGCCGGCCAGAAGAUCUCGAUUCGCCAAGUCCGAUAUGGCCCCCUCCAGUUCCCAAAUGGCACCGGACGUGACGAACUCUGGAUACGAAUCUCCUACCGAGAACAGCCAGCCGCCUUUCUUCACCUCUUACUUCCCCGACAACGCGCAGUCAGCUCCGCUCGCUUCUGAUAGAGGCGCCAACCGCCCGGGUUUCUUUUCUCGGCGCUCCUGUCUCACGCACCCUCAGUCGAGAGCAUCGGGAGGCAGCCCGAGCCGUCAGGCGGACGGGGAGUCACAAACUGCGGCUAGUUCCAGUCUUGCCCAUUCGUUUUCCGGCGAAGGAGAAGCGCCUUCAAAUGCCAAAGUCUCCAUUCGGGAUCGCAUUGCCUGUUACCAGUGGACAUGGUUCACCAUGACCAUGGCGACCGGCGGUGUUGCAAACGUGAUAUACGUUUUGUCGUACCGGACCGACUGGCUUGAUGGCAUCGGCUUAGCCUUCUUCCUCUUCAAUAUCUUUCUAUUUAUUCUCAACUGUGCUCUCAUAACUAUUCGCUUUUGCCUGCAGCCUGGCUCUUUCAUGGACUCAUUUACAGACCAGACAGAGUCUCUUUUCAUUCCAUCCUUCUUCGUAUCGAUUUCUAUGAUUCUCAUAAACAGCUGCCAGUAUGGGGUGCCUCGCGUGGGGCCCUGGUUGCUCCAGACCAUGGAGGUCAUGUUCUGGAUCAAUAUGGCUCUCAGCGUGAUAGCCAGCGCAGUCAUUUACCUAAUCCUCUGGUCCAGCUUGAAAUUCCCAAUUCACACCAUGACUCCCGUCUGGGUGUUCCCGGCGUACCCCUUGCUCUUGAACGGCCCGUUUGCGGCCAACCUCGUCGCCGCUGCCGUUACAUCUAAUCAAGAGCUCUCCAGCCCGAUUGCAGUAGCACUUGCAGCCCUCGCGGUACAAGGAACCGGCUUCCUUAUCGCUCUCAUGAUAUCGUCCGCCUUCAUUUAUCGGCUGAUGACCCAGAAGCUUCCUACAGACGCUCAGAGACCCGGUGUAUUCAUCUCGAUUGGUCCCUAUGCUUUCACUAUGACAGGCAUUGUGCAACUGGGCAACCACGCGGACGUGAUCAUUCCCCAAAACUUCAUGGGCGCCGAGCAGGCUGUUCCUAUUGUGCGGAUCAUGUCUCUACUGGUAGGGGUUUGGCUAUGGGGUGUUGCCUUGUGGUUUUUCAUGGUGUCCGUCGGAUCCCUAUGGAAGUACGUCAAGCCCGACCGGAAGAUGCCUUUCAUGAUGACUUGGUGGUCGUUCGUCUUCCCCAAUACGGCCUUGGCCGCGGCAACAGCGGCCAUGGGCUCGGUCUUUGACAACGACGGUCUGAAAGUCCUAACUGCGGUCAAGACGGCAUGCUUGGUGUUCGUUUGGGCCAUUGUCUUCGUCACCAUGCUCAGAUCUCUGAAGAAUCGCACGCUGUUAUGGCCCAAGACCAGCGAUUAGAGACAGGAGACGUUUGGACAGGGUUGGCCCACGAAAGGGUCCGCUUGUUGAACAGACCGUAGUUUUUACGGUUACGUAACGGACCGGAUUUGACUGCUGGAAUUCAACGGUGAGGCCACUUGACGAUGAGAAUUCAACAUGGGCAAAACAAGACCCAGAACUAUUGCGUCACGCAUUACAAAGGAUAUAUCGUGUGACCUCGAAGGCCUGUAUUCAUGCCAUGAAUGGGUUUAGAGGAGGGAAGCUCCCUCGGGACAACUCGGUGUGCUCGGAUGAAGUCGGAGAUGGGCGUGUACACUGAAGCUGUAGAAUAGGGGAUGGCAAAGGGCCCGGGCCGGCAAGAGACGGGUAAAGGCGGGGAUGAUGGCCUAGGGUAGGCGGAUUCGUGACAGGUUCUUGGGAUCGGAGAAGU
Sodiomyces alkalinus F11 is the source of this 2072-nucleotide messenger RNA. RefSeq lists its product as hypothetical. The transcript is spliced from 9 exons. The coding region runs from base 239 to 1660 and encodes 473 amino acids. Gene Ontology annotation, molecular function: malate transmembrane transporter activity. Lineage: Eukaryota; Fungi; Ascomycota; Sordariomycetes; Glomerellales; Plectosphaerellaceae. Gene Ontology annotation, biological process: malate transmembrane transport. Gene Ontology annotation, cellular component: membrane. The record is from RefSeq and is a predicted model, not a curated record.